CUUUUAAAUUACAUAUCACAUUUAACCUGGAUAAAAUACGUCCCCCUGGAAUUUUGAGGGCUAUCAUUUCAGGGCCAUAAAUGAAAAUGGACACUUACAACGAAUCUAGGAUUAACACACCAAAUAUGACUUUUCAAACCCCAACUUUUUCUAUUUCUGUUGCGUUAUCCAUAUCAACCAUAUUAAUCGGAAGCAUUGUGACAUUCAUAAAUGUUUCAGUUUUGGUGGCCGCCAUGAAGUGCUCUCCUAAGAAACAAAAUGCCCAUUUUAACUUGGUCGUUGGUCUUACGUUCACUGACAUUUGUAGUGGACUUAAUUUGUUAGUUAAUGGUAUACGAUUAUCAUUCUCAACACUCUAUUUAAAACCGAUAUUCUGUGCAACGGCCACUGUCGUUCUUUCAGUGGCAAUUCUGGCAUCCGUAACACAGACCUUUUUCAUUUGCUUCAACCGCCUUCUGUCGAUCAGCAAUAGCAGUUUGAAUAAAAAAAUAUUUUCAAAACGGAAUACAUAUAUCAUAUGUGUGGCGAAUUGGGCAACUGCCAUUUCUCUUGUUUUGAUAUUCGUGGACAUUAAUUCCAUCAUCAAUCGCCAAAUUAUUUGUAACAUUCAUACAGUUUUUGGAGAAAACUUUGAGUGGUUUAGAUACAACUACUGCUGUUGUUGCAUUGUAGUAGUAGCACUAACUAUAUUCUUAUACUUUGUUGCACUACACAUGCUUCGAAAGGUCUCAAGAAAAACUCACGUCAGCUCCAUAGCAGAAGGUAUCGCAAGGAGGGAUUCAAGGAACUUGAGUGACAAUCGCACAACGUUUGAUACAGCAGAGUCCAAUUCUACUUAUCCAUCGUCAGUUUCACGGGACACCAGGAAAAUUUCUCAGAGUAUGAAAACAGUCGGAUUAAUCAUUGUAGCACUAACUUGCCUUACCGGACCUUUAAUUAUUGCAUAUCUUAUUGACACUGCAAGUCAACCAGCCAUUUUAUUAACUACAAACCUCGCCGUUCUGAAUUCUUUGGUUAAUCCAUUUCUUUAUUGCCACAAGAUAAAAAUUUUAAGAAUUCAGCUUAGGUUAAUGUUUUGCAGAUGUUGUCCAUUAUGAUGAAUUACAUGAUUUAAAGGGGCAUGGUCACGAUUUUGGUCAAUUCUAUUUUUUUGUUUUCAUUAUUUACAAUGCUUUAGGAAAGCAUUUCCACCGAUCAAAUGAAAUUUGAGGGUCAGUUGUAAAGUUAUAAGCAAGAUACGGGGCUCACAAUUCUUCGUCAUGUAAACAAGGCUCGUGCCCUGUUGUUAUUUACACAGGUUCAAUAUACCAGUAAAAAAUCUUUUUCAAGCUGAUUUGUCUAUCUGCUUAUUCAUUGUAAGCAUAAAUAAACAGUUCCUUACGUUUAACACAUUCAUUAGGUCUAAAAUUGGAAUUUUCACUUCAACAUUCAAAAUGUAAACAAAUGCUUUGUUUACAUAGAAAGGAAUUGCAAGCUCUGUAACUUGCUUAUAACUCAACGAAAGACACUCAAAUUUUUGCUGUCUAUUAAAAAUGCUUUACUGAAGCAUUGUGAUCAUUAAAAUCGGAAAAAAUUAAUUUUUGACUAAAAUCGUGACCAUGCCCCUUUAAGUCACUAUUAAGUGAAAUAUUCAUAUGCAGAAAAAUAAAAUA
Magallana angulata is the source of this 1652-nucleotide messenger RNA. Its product is annotated as sphingosine 1-phosphate receptor 1-like. Gene Ontology annotation, biological process: G protein-coupled receptor signaling pathway. Gene Ontology annotation, molecular function: trace-amine receptor activity. Gene Ontology annotation, cellular component: membrane. The transcript is spliced from 2 exons. The record is from RefSeq and is a predicted model, not a curated record. The coding region runs from base 81 to 1097 and encodes 338 amino acids. Lineage: Eukaryota; Metazoa; Mollusca; Bivalvia; Ostreida; Ostreidae.